GGUUUCUAUCGCAAUCUGCUGACGUCCAACGUUGCCAUGGGAGCGGAUGUCAAGGACUCUGCAAAUGCCACAGACACCGCAUCCGAGCCGACAAUCGCUGAUAAAGCCAGAGCUGAAAGUGCAUCCGCUAUGUCUGAGCCAGCAGACGCAUCAGACGGCCCAAGCGAACAACGCAGUGGGAGGCAGAGCCCAGCACCACAUGGUGGGGGUAAUCAUGGCAACCCCACACACGGACAGGGCAGAGACACACAUACAGGCGCCAGCACACGUACACAUAGAGCCAACCCAGAUGAGAGAAGUCCACGCGCACCGGAGCGCACCCGAGAGCGUACUCGGGAGUCUAGCAGGUCGCGUGUUGGCGAUGGUGGGGGUCGGCGCCGGAGUCGAAGUGGGAGCAGGAGUAGAAGGAGGAGUAGGAGCAGGAGUAGGAACAGAGACAGGCGGACAGACAGGCACACAUCUGACAGACACGAGCGGAGGGAAAGGAGCCACAGAGUCGACAGAGACGAAAACACGCACACUGACAACAAACACGGGACACACACAACUCAAGACACAAGAGGGCGUGAUAGUGCUAACACAAGCACGAGCAAAAGCUCAGUUGCCCCUGUCAACGAUGUUGUUACUCCUAGCAACGGUCGCGAAGGGGCUCAGGAGGCAGCAGCGAAGGCCAAGGCUGUCAUGUCAAGCAAACGCAACACAGAGGAUAGAAUAGCAAUGGCUAAGGCAAAGGCGCUCGCCAGAAAGCAACGCGGCACAAAGCGCGCAGAUGUGGGUAUGCAGGAAGACUGAUCUAGUUGGCUGUGAACUAGGAAAGCUCGGAUUAACAGAGUGUUUCCAUUGGUGGAUUGUAGGUUAUAAGAGUGCUUCCAUUGGUUGAUUGAAGUUCAUUUGACAGAGGAACUGGAUAUGAUAAAUGUGACAUACGAUCAACCAAAUGAAUGAGAGUGCCAUCUUCAUUGCCUACAACUAUCCGCUUACCAAACGGAUGCAUAGCGGAAGAGUUCUAAAAAUAGAUUUGGCGUAUAAUUUAUGUGAAACGAAAUAUUUAAAAGGAGCGAGAGAAAGAGGGGAGGUGGGGACUAGUAUUCCAAUCCGGGAUUAAUGCCUAUAAAUGGGGCAAAAACAUCAAAGAUCAAGCAAGGGCUAUAAAUGGGGAGAAAAUAUUGAAGAUUAAGGCCUAUUAAUGAUAAAU
Molecule: messenger RNA, 1195 nt
Organism: Sphaeroforma arctica JP610
Lineage: Eukaryota; Ichthyosporea; Ichthyophonida
Exons: 2
Coding region: 37-792 (251 amino acids)
Source: RefSeq, a predicted model, not a curated record